Prorocentrum cordatum is the source of this 2625-nucleotide messenger RNA. NCBI's taxonomy places the organism in Eukaryota, Dinophyceae, Prorocentrales, Prorocentraceae. The record is from the annotation of a GenBank genome assembly.
AUGGCAUUAGUUUGCAUUGCGCUGCAUGCCAUCGAGCUUGCCAAGGACCACGCCAUGGAUGAGCUAAACAAGUUGCACGACGAUUUGAAUGAGCUGUCCGAGGAGCAGGCCAUGCGGCGGCGACAGCGCAAUCAUCGUUUACUCACUCGCUUGGCUCCGGGCCGCAACUGCUCUAAUUUCGCACUCGCUCACCGCCUUGGGCACGUUUGCACUGAUCCAGAACACAUUGCCGGUGUACUCUGUGAGCACUGGUCGGAGGUCUUCAAACGGAAGGACACUGACAGCGAGUUGCGGAACCGUUGGUUGGCGGAAGAGGCCCGCCACGGGGACCCGGAUAUGUUGCGCCACGUGCCUCAGGCUGACGUCCCAUUCGAGAUGUUCGAAAAGGCCAUCCGCCUCACUUCAAAUAACUCCCCUGGACCAGACGGCAUCCUGUUCAAGGCGUGGCGCAAAUUGGGCCGUUUCGCGGCCGUCGCGCUCUACGACGCUUUCGUCACCAUCUCAGGCCCUGACGGCCAGCGCAUAUUGGAGGAGGACUGGGACAGCUUCAACGAGAGCAGCAUGGUGUUUCUCGCGAAAAAGGCUUCGGGUCGCACAGAAGACGGCUCGGACAUCUUUACCCCAAACAACAUGUGCCCCCUGAACAUCACAAACACGGACAACAGGAUCAUUUGUAGCGCCAUUCGGUUGCACAUUGAACUUGCGAUUGCACCUGGGGUGUCCAUGGCCCAACGCGGGUUCAUCAAGGGCAGAUCGAUGUUGUCUAAUAUCGUGGACAUCGAAGAAGCGAUGUUGAGCAACGUGCUACUAACUUUGCAGUGCAUUGGCUUUGCGUCGGAGCUGACGGACGCCCGCAGCACUUCCACGGCAGCCAAAUGCAGAGUGCACCGCUGGGAGAACCACGCGCACGGACGGCUCUCCAUCCAGCGUCGGGAGCGGCAUCUGUGCAGGCUCGCCCAGGACUCCCCGCGCAUCCUCCGCAAAUCGACGUGGAGCACAUGGUACGACUUGAACUUCUUGACCAACCUCCAGGCCGCCAACGACAACCUGGACAUGAAAGCGCGCAUCGCCGGCGUGACGGUAGCCGAAUUGCUCCAGGGGGGGCCCAACCUGGUGAACCAGUUCCAGCGGCAACGGAUUGCGAAGCGAGGCCGGUACAUCAAUACCUUGGCAAGCUUGCCCGUGGAGGCGACCGAGCAGAAAGACGCGGCGAGGGGGCCGCGGCAGCAGGCGAAGGUGAGCAAUCGCAAGUGGGCAAAGACUGUUCUGGACGCCAGCACGAAGGCCGGAGGGCAGCUACACCGAUGUAAAAAGAUCGAUUUGGUCAAUGCGACGGUAGAGAUCGCGCGCAGCUGCGUGGAGAGCCACGCGAGGACGUCGACCAAGUCGACGGCCAUGGCACCACGCCCGAGCAUCGAGGCGGGCGGCGACAAAGGCCCUGAAGCAGCCUGGGUCAAUAUCGAGGCGGCCACCUUCACAGAGGCCGCGGGCACUGCCAUGGCCAAAAGGGCUGGUACAACCACAGGGAACGGGCCAGGUCAGAACGCGGGCAAAGCACAGCAACAUGGGCACCUCGAUUUCGAGGACAACGACGUGAACCCCAUGGAGAUGCUAGAUGCCAACCUCGACGACGACGCCUUCUCAUGGCCACGCCUGCGCGCGAAGAGCUUCGGGAUCAAGAACACCUUGAAUCAAGCGCUGAAGACGAUGGUCAAGUGGGCCGCAAAGCACGUGAUGAGGGGGGGGGGCGUUCGUGUAGCCACCCUCGUCCGGGUCGCCCUUGUGCCUCUGCUGCAGCGGGCGAUGGUGUGUGCCAAGUGCGAGAAGAAAUUGUCGGUGAUUGCAAACCCAGACGUGUGGCGAGAAGGGGGGCGCAAUAACACGUCGAGAUCAUCGGCCACUGGCGGUCGGAAGAUUGGCGAGAACAUGUUGCUGAAGCACAAAUUCAAGGACAAGGCCAACCCGUAUCAGAGCAAGUGCAAGGUCUGCAAGACGACAUUGCACCAGAAGGGCGUGUACUGCUCGGCGUGCGCCUACCGUGGCGGCUUCUGCGCGAUGUGCGGGAAGGAGAUGGUGGACGUGUCCAUCGCCCGUGGUCGGCCCCCCCAGCCCCUUGAGGGGGGCCCAGCCGGGGGCCCAGCCGGGGGCCCAGCUUGGGUUUUUCUGCCGAGGGGCCCAGCCGGGGGCCCAGCUGGGGUUCAGCCGAGCUGAGCCCCCUCCAGGGGCCCAAGUCGAUCCCAGACGUGCUCGCGUCGUGAGAGGAGAACUGAAGAGGAACAACAACAACAACAACAACAACAACAACAACAACAACAACAACAACAACAACGGAAAGGCGUGCACUGCGGCCCCGGUCAGGGCCGGAGCCUCCGGUGUCAUUCCGCCGGUGGACGGGCGCACAUUCCGGCCCCGUGGGUCUGUUGGCCUGAGACGCUGUGUGACGACGACUUCUCCGGCCCUGCGAGAGGCCAUCUGCGGCGGUUUCGCGCCGCGGUGGGCAAACGUACAUUCCGGCCCAGUAUGCCCCGUCAUUUGUGCUGUUCCAUCCACAGAAAAGCUCCCCGUGCGCUACCCUUUUCUCCGGCCCCGUGUGCAGUUAAGAACCCUCAAGGACCUUCACGACGA